Molecule: messenger RNA, 501 nt
Organism: Clonostachys byssicola
Lineage: Eukaryota; Fungi; Ascomycota; Sordariomycetes; Hypocreales; Bionectriaceae
Source: the annotation of a GenBank genome assembly
AUGUCGCGCCCUUUAUCACACCGGAUCUACACAGAAGUCCUCUCCAAGUGGCCGAAGCAGGAGCUUCGUCCCGACUACCAACUCCAAGAUGUAAUUCGCGCGACUAUAGACAAGCGAUUCCAGGCCUACCAACCCUCCAUGGAGGCCGAGGAGCUCUUCAAAGCACGAUCACUACAGUUUCUGCAGCAAAAUCGGUGGAACGAGAAGGCAUUACAAGUUAUCGGGCCAGAUGCUCAAGCCAACCAGUCAGCCGACAUAUUUCGACGACCUGAUUCGCGAAAUCGAAGAAGCCCCAAAGAGAACUUGGUUCGAGCGCCUAGGAAAGAGACUUUCAGGCAUGAUCAGACUAUCUUAAAAAACGAUUUUAACGAAACCAAGAGGAAGCGCGAGACGGAGAAGAAAAAUUCACAAGGGUCGCAGACAGAGGACGUAAUACUUGGUCACAUAUUAUUCACGAUUGACGCCACGACACUUCACGGUGGGAUUAUUAUCGAAGGUUAA